This is a messenger RNA of Mangifera indica (mango), 1160 nucleotides long. RefSeq lists its product as uncharacterized. The coding region runs from base 18 to 911 and encodes 297 amino acids. The record is from RefSeq and is a predicted model, not a curated record. NCBI's taxonomy places the organism in Eukaryota, Viridiplantae, Streptophyta, Magnoliopsida, Sapindales, Anacardiaceae. The transcript has a single exon.
CAAGGCAAAGUACAAUAAUGAACCCCAUAACCAUUUCAGCUCGAAGAAAAGAAGCAAGAAGAAAAAGAAGCAUGAAGAUAAAGAACAAAGGUAAAGUAUACCCAUCUCCCUCUCCUCCUUCUUCCUCUUCAGACGGGGACUAUCUUUCUUUGCUGAAGCUUCUACCUGCGGCCAUUAUUGCUCUUGUAUCUGUCCUCCCUCUCGAGGACCGUGAUGUUUUGGCUUAUCUUAUAACCAGGUCAAUCAAAACAACAACUGCAACAACUUUGUCUUCAUCGAUCACCCAGAGGAAGUCGUCGAAGAGGACUGCCGCUGCAAAUGGUAGCAGCAGCAACAACAACGGCAACGGAAACGCUCUUACUACUCAUAAGCCUCCUAUGUUUGAUUGCGAUUGUUUUGACUGCUAUACCAGUUACUGGUUCAGAUGGGAUUCUUCUCCGAACCGGGAGCUUAUUCACCAAGCCAUUGAAGCCUUUGAAGAUCACUUGACCAACGGUGAAGCUCAGAAGUCUAAGAAAAAUGGGAAAGCCAAGAGAAGAGACAAAACGGCACGCCGUUUUGGUUCCGAGAAUAACAACCCGGGUAAACCCGAAAGCUCUGUUCUUAAAAAAGAACUUGAAGACUCCAAACAACCAACCGAUAACGUUACUGUUGUUGCUGAGGAGGUCUUGUCAGACGACGACGUGUCACUCGUGAGUUCGCCCAUAGAAGAGGUUGAGAAAAACGAGGUGAUAGAUUUCUCCGGUGGGUCCUUGCCAGCGGCGGACGAGACGACGACAGAGUUUGUACGAGCAACGGCGGCGGGAGGUAGCUGCUGCAGCAACCACAAGGGUUUGGCUAGAAAAGUGCUGCCGGACGUGUUAGGGUUAUUCAAUUCUCGUUUGUGGUCGCUUUGGAGUCCGAAUGCUUAAGGUCAAUAAAAAUGAAUUUUUUAUUUUAAAAACACUUUCUUUUUUUAAUUUCCGAGCCGAGAGCCCACAAAAAAAAAAAUUAUUAGCGGGAAAAACAAAUUUGUUCUAUUUUUGCGAUGAAAUGUUCCCUUUCCUUUUACUCUAUAUUGUUCCUUAAUUUGGCUGGAUUGUGAAUUCGGUUGCAGGCAAGAAGUCACUUCAGAAAAAUAUGUUUAUGAAUGAAUAAGAAUAACUUUCUGGGUGAUUAAA